Messenger RNA from Lolium rigidum, 2081 nucleotides. RefSeq names its product flavonoid 3'-monooxygenase CYP75B137-like. Bases 64 to 1848 code for a protein of 594 amino acids. The record is from RefSeq and is a predicted model, not a curated record. The transcript is spliced from 2 exons. Gene Ontology annotation, molecular function: iron ion binding; monooxygenase activity; heme binding. NCBI's taxonomy places the organism in Eukaryota, Viridiplantae, Streptophyta, Magnoliopsida, Poales, Poaceae.
GCUGCCGAACUACAUAUUUAUCGACACAUUUGGCAGAGCAGCACAGGAUAAGUAUCUGCGUCGAUGUCAACGACGAGUGUCCCCUACAUUUUCCGGCAGGCAGGAGCGGGACGGUCGUUGCCGGGAAGAGACAAACGCCGCAUCCCCGCGCUUGGCUGCCCCCGUCCACCCGCGGCGAUUCCCACCAACGCCUACCGCCUGGCCCAUAUAUCCAGCCGGGACUCGCCGCGCACCGUCGCCACCCGUCUCUCACUGUCCCAGUGCGUGGCCAGCACCACCACCGCCAUGAUGGACGCGGCCACCACCACCACCCUGCUCUACGGGGCGCUGCUCGCCGCGGCUUUCCUCUACGUCGCCGCCCUCCGCCGUCGCCGCGGCGGGGGCGAAGGCAGCCUGCCACCGGGCCCGAAAGGCCUCCCUCUCCUGGGCAGCCUGCUGUCCCUCGACCCGGACCUGCACACCUACUUCGCCGGCCUGGCCGCGCGGUACGGGCCCAUCUUCUCCAUCCGCCUCGGCUCCAAGCUCGGCAUCGUCAUCACCUCCCCGGCGCUCGCCCGCGAGGUGCUGCGCGAGAACGACCUCGUCUUCUCCAGCCGCGACAUCCCGGACGCCGCACGCUCCAUCUCCUACGGCGGGGGGCAGAACAUCGUCUGGAACCCCGUCGGCCCCACCUGGCGCCUGCUCCGCCGCGUCUGCGUCCGCGAGAUGCUCAGCCCCGCCGGCCUCGACAACGUGCACGGCCUCCGCCGCCGCGAGUUCAGGGCCACGCUCGCGCACCUGCACGCCGCGGCCAACGCCGGGAAGCCCGUCGACGUCGGCGCGCAGCUCUUCCUCACCACCAUGAACGUCAUCACCGGCACGCUCUGGGGCGGCAACAUCGGCACCGAGAGCGAGCGGACGGCGGUGGGCAAGGAGUUCCGGGAGCUCGUCGCCGAGAUCACCGAGAUGCUCGGCGCGCCCAACGUGUCCGACUUCUUCCCGUCGCUCACGCGGUUCGACCUGCAGGGGAUCCGGAAGAAGUCCGACGUGCUCAAGACACGGUUCGACGAGAUCUUCGCCAGGAUCAUUGAGCAGAGGGUCAAGACCGAGCAGGCCGGCGGGGAGACGUCCGGGGACUUCCUCGAGUACAUGCUCAAGAUGGAGAAGGAAGGUGGCGACGGGAAGGCCUCCUUCACCAUGACCAACGUCAAGGCCCUGCUCAUGGAUAUGGUGGUCGGUGGGACAGAGACGACGUCCAACACGGUGGAAUGGGCCAUGGCGGAGAUGCUCCAGAACCGGACCAUCCUACGCAAGGUCCAAGAAGAGCUGGACGCGGUGGUGGGGGUCGACGGCGUGGUGGAGGAGUCGCACCUGCCGCAGCUGCACUACCUGCAGCUGGUCGUCAAGGAGACGCUCCGCCUGCACCCGGCGCUGCCGCUCAUGGUGCCGCACUGCCCCAGCGAGGACACCGCCGUCGGCGGCUACCGCGUGCCGGCCGGCAGCCGCGUGUUCGUCAACGCGUGGGCGAUCAUGAGGGACCCCGAGGCGUGGGAGGACCCGGCCAAGUUCGUCCCGGAGCGGUUCGCCGCCUCCAAGGACAGCGGCGACGGCCGCAAGGUGGACUUCACCGGCAGCGAGCUGGACUACAUGCCGUUCGGGUCCGGGAGGAGGAUCUGCGCGGGCAUCGCCAUGGCCGAGCGGAUGACGGCCUACUCCAUCGCCAUGCUGCUGCAGGCGUUCAACUGGGAGCUGCCGGAGGUCGCGGCGCUGGACCUGACGGAGAAGUUCGGCAUCGUCAUGAAGAAAGCCACGCCGCUGGUCGCCGUGCCGACGCCGAGGCUUUCCAGACCCGAGCUCUACUCCGCAUAGAUAGAUGGUCCUACACCUCAUGAAUCCGUGCGCAACAAUUUCGCAGCCCCAUCUCGUGCAGUCGUGCUGCUGAUCCAAAAGAAAUCUCGUUCGUUUUUUCACAAUUUUAAUUGUCCGCUUGUUUUGUAAUAACAGUGCGCGGGACCGUAUACAUAAGCUAGUGUGAUAUUCCAUAUCUAGGAUGCUGACAGGAAGUCAUCAGAUCAGUGGUGCCGUGGUGGUACCUUUUGCUA